AUGACCGACGUAAACAACUUGAGAGAAUACAAAAAAACUUUCCGAAGUUAUGAUCACUAUGUAAACGGAAAAAUCUCAUGGAAGGCAUUUGGUUAUUCAGGUUUACGCAAACGUUCUACUCGUAUUACCAAGUCUGAAAUUGACAAGAUAUUUGUAGAGCUUGGAACUCGUGGUGGAGAUAGAGUGUUCAGAGCUUACAUGUUUUCGGGUAACCAUCCAAUCCGUCCAUCUAUCUUAGUUACACAUAAACCUAAAGAUGUAGUUAACGUGAAGCUCUUGCAAAAGGAGGUUGUUGUAAAUGUUCCGAACGAAAAGAAAAUCCAUGAGAAUCAACCUCAAAUUCCAAAGCAGCCUCUUGAAAACAUAAAGAUCAAUGAAGAUUCGGUUGUGAUAGAAUAUGCCGAUGACAAAGAGUUUGAGUUGUGUUAG
Messenger RNA from Capsella rubella, 429 nucleotides. RefSeq lists its product as uncharacterized. The coding region runs from base 1 to 429 and encodes 142 amino acids. NCBI's taxonomy places the organism in Eukaryota, Viridiplantae, Streptophyta, Magnoliopsida, Brassicales, Brassicaceae. The record is from RefSeq and is a predicted model, not a curated record. The transcript has a single exon.